Microthlaspi erraticum is the source of this 1188-nucleotide messenger RNA. The record is from the annotation of a GenBank genome assembly. Lineage: Eukaryota; Viridiplantae; Streptophyta; Magnoliopsida; Brassicales; Brassicaceae.
AUGUUUACUGGAGGCUACUGGUCACCAAAUGAUAGAUAUCUUGGCGGCGAGUCAAGUCGUGUGGGUACCUUCACUGUAGAAGAAUUUAAGAUGCGUAGGGUUCUGCUAAUAAUUACUGAACAGCUCGGGUAUGAGGACAACAUGAAGAAACUGUCAUGGUUUCCACCAGAGACUCCGGGGACGAAAGUGGAUAUCGAGGAUGAUGAGACCAUGGAUAAAAUUGCUCACUAUGGUGUUGGGUUCGGGGCUGCGACACUGUAUGUAGUCCGUGAAGAUGAUCCAUACAUAGGUCGGCGCACAGGGUGGAACACGUCACUGGAAGACGAUGAAAAUCUUUGGAUGGAAAAUCCAGAUGUUGGUAAUGUUGGUGAAGAUGGUGAUGGUAGCAGUGGUGGAGAUUCAAGUGAUGAAGCUGAAAACGUGACUGAAGAUGAGAGCAGUGGUGAUGGAAGAAGAACUAAUGUGGAUGACAAGAGUUACAAGAAAUUUGAACUAGGUCAGGAGUAUAUGAGUAUAGACAGCUUCAAGAACGCUCUUCACAAAUAUGCGGUAAAGAAGAGGAGGGAUAUUAAGUACAAGAAGUCAGACAGCACACGAGUCAUAGCUAUUUGCUCAAAUGGGAAGUGUCCUUGGAGGAUUUGUGCCUCCAUAAACAGCAGCUCUCCAAGGGUAGUUGUCAGGACACUACAAGAAGAGCACAACUGCACUUGGCAAGGUAAAGUGACACUUCUCACUUACUCAAGAAUAAGUGAGAUCUACAUUGAGGAAUUCAGGCUGAAUCCCUAUUUCUCGGCUCAACAGCUCCAAGAGAAGCUCUUGGCAAGAAACAUUAAUGUCCCUUGGAGCAAAUGCGAGAGGAGCAGAUUGGAUUGUUUGAAGAAAUUUGAUAGGGAGCAAGAUGAGCAAUUUUCCAGGCUGUUUGACUAUGUCUAUGAGUUGAAAAGAGCAAACCCUGGGUCAACAGUGGAACUGGUGGUCAAGGGAACUGAGUUUGAAAAGUUUUAUGUCUGUUUUGGGGCAUUGAAAAGUGGAUGGAAAGCUGCGUGUAGGAAGAUACUUCAUCUGGAUGGGACUUUCCUCAAGUGGCGAAUGAAUGGUAUGCUUCUAGUAGCUUGUGGGAGAGAUCCGAAUGAUCAAAUGUUUCCCAUUGCAUGGGGAAUAGUGGAGAAGGAAAAUACGCCAAACUAG